AAUAAACAAACCCGUCUUUAAUUCCCCUUUGGAUUCUUCUCCGUGUGCGGCUUCGUGUUGAUCCUCUCCGGUUUCAGCUUCUCAUAGUAAAAACGCCGACGUCUUCCUACGGAGAGAGGGGCUGAAUCACAUCCUUGCCCUAGGUUAGUUCCGCCGCUGCAGGGAGAUACCACAAUGGUUAGAGGAAGCCUAUCGCUGCUGAAAUGCGCCACAACUGGAGCCGGACUGAACGCUACUCUGACCGAUAUGCUCGUCUGCCCUCUCUCCAAGCAGCCGUUAAGGCUCUGCCGGGAAACAAAUUCAUUGAUCAGCGAUUCCGUCGGCGUUUCUUAUCCGAUCGUGAAUGGAAUUCCUCGCCUUGUCCCCGCAGACGGCAAGGUCAUUGCUGAGGAUGACGGUUUCAGCUCCCAAGAUGCAAAGGCUUUACCGGAAAUUAAUUCAUCUGCGGAGAAAGAUUACUACAAAGAGAGCCGAUGCAAGAAGAGCUGAAGUACAAAUAAUCCUUGUGGGGAUUCUUCCUUCGUCGGUCCUCCACGCCAUUGCUUCAUAAACUGGCCAACUAUUCGCUACUCCGAAACAUGUAAGCAACAUUUGUCCAUUCAGUUCAUUCUGCCAUUUUCCCCUAAGUACUUGCAAUAUUCCCCAAGAACAUGCUGCUAGAUUUAUUAUUGCAGCUGCCGUCAGCGGCACAAACAUGGGAGAGGGAACUCCAAAUUCGAAUUUCCCUUCAUUGUAUCUUUUCCUUUGGUUGUUGUCAUCGACCUUGUUGGUCACAUCAAAUCCUCUUGUAGUGAUUCCCAAU
This is a messenger RNA of Andrographis paniculata, 802 nucleotides long. RefSeq lists its product as uncharacterized. The transcript has 2 exons. NCBI's taxonomy places the organism in Eukaryota, Viridiplantae, Streptophyta, Magnoliopsida, Lamiales, Acanthaceae. The record is from RefSeq and is a predicted model, not a curated record. Bases 175 to 489 code for a protein of 104 amino acids.